Messenger RNA from Amoebophrya sp. A25, 3459 nucleotides. NCBI's taxonomy places the organism in Eukaryota, Dinophyceae, Syndiniales, Amoebophryaceae. The record is from the annotation of a GenBank genome assembly.
AUGCCUGGGAGUGUCGUGCCGAGAGAAUUUCCUGACAAAGUGCGUCUCCUCUUGCUGGUACGACGCAGUUGCCGCAGGGUCGGCACCCGAUACGCGUGUCGAGGUAUGGACGACAGGGGAGACGUCGCGAACUUCCUUGAAGUAGAGCAGGUUGUGGAUUUGUCGGGUAGUGGGAGCACCGCAGCUAUGGGAGACGCUAGCUGCGAGCCCCUUACACCGGAGUUUCGAGAGAGCCAGGCUUGCGAGCUUCACGAUUUCAUCAAGAGCAGUGACGAUGAAGCGGAUCGGGUGCCUCCACCAAGAGAAGACAGAGCAGCCGCAGUGCGCAUGUCCGGUGUUUCAGAGAGACGGACGGAUACUCCGAAUGGCACAGUUAAUGGGGAAAGUACAGAUGGUUAUGUCUCUGAGAAUUGGACUCCACCGGGGUUAACGGAGGGCAUUACGCCAAGAAAAUUACGUCUACCCAACGUGUUCAGCCUGGUGCAAAUUCGUGGGUCGAUUCCCCUAUUCUGGGAGCAGAACGCAACAGGGGUACCCGAAUUUACUCGAGAGCACCCGACAUUCGCAAAAGAGGCUUUCCGGCGGCAUCAGGCGGGACUCGAGCGGCUCUAUGGGCGAAUCCUCUACAUGAAUUUGUGCACUGAGCGCAAGGCUGGGGAGCAAAUGCUAGUGGAUGCACUGAAGAACCAAGUUCAAGAACACCUGUCUGAUGUACGACGGCGGCGCGUCAGUACCACCAGUCUAAUUCGAAGACCCUCCAUUGGUAGCGCGAAUGCGUAUAAUAGUGCCUCCGUCAACAGUUUACGGGGAGGACCGGGUGGCGAAGAGUCAAUACCGUCAUUAUUGUCUGCAGACGAGCCUGCAAUCGCAGUCGCACGGAAUAUCAAUCCACAGUCCAGUGUAUCUGGUGGAGGAAGAGGCCGGACCGACAGCCGCGCGAGUGCAGGCUCGUUCACGCUCGUACCCGGCAGUACCAGCGGCAGUCCGUUUUUGUCGCCUGUCGCCGUUGCUCGCGAAAGGUCGCCCGAUGGGAUCCCGGAGGGUACGCGUUUGAACACUGUAGAUGAAGAGCAGCAGCAAACAUGUGGUAGCCCUGGCAUUGGCGCCACGACGAAGCAUGCAGUGAUAGACGAUCCUAGGGUCGCUCUCUGCAGCGCGAGCCGUGCGGUAACUACGGGGGGCGUGAGUAGCGACAUGGCUUCCGUGGGGGGACUAGCAUCUUCGACCGCGAGCAACAGCAAGGAGUCCGCCUAUCAUGACAUUUCGGCUGAAUCAGUCCGAAGUACCCCACCCAAGACGCCAGGGACAGCGGAGGCUGACGACCAGGUAGGAGCGGGUGCGCAAGGGAAAGAAGCGAGGACCUCUCGAGCGCCACGUCUUAUCGCGCCGAUUGACACUCGAGACAGCCCCGCGCACAACGACGUCAACGAGAUAGCUCCUUCCUCUGGAACCGGACAAGGAGCGCUCCGUCUCUCUCAGGUCACGCCCGCGGGUGGUUACGGCGGCCAGCGAUCGUUGCGUCUGCGACACUUCGACUUUCAUCACCACGUUGGCAGUAUUGAAGAUUUAAUGCCGCACGUCGCGAAGUGGAGCGGUGAAAUCGAUUCGUUUGGGUUUUGCAGUGACGUCGGAUUUCCCUCGUUCGAUGCAUAUGACAACGACGCUGUUCCUCCUGGGGAAGGUCCGCACUCUCACUGCAAUGAUAUUGGUCUUCCAGACGAUGGUUGGCGGCAAACUGGCGUCGUGCGAACCAACUGUAUGGACUGUCUUGACCGGACGAACUUGACGCAAUUCGGCAUUGCGUGGAGCUGGCUUCAGGGUCUGCUUUUCGCGUCUUUUCCCGGUGAAUUUGCACCAGAAGCGCGCGCAAUAUCGCAAUCAAAACUUUCACCAGGAGGAAAGCCCACGCACAAGCAGCAAGCAGAGCCCUCGCACAACACUGCCGUGUCAAGUGACGCAGCUGCAGCGGUGGUGGUGAUGGCUGGAGACAUGACUCCAACAACAGUGGGUCCUGACGAGUCUACGUCAAGGUCAAAUGCAGGCGAGAGCCUGAGUCUGAAGUCCACUGAAGCGCAAGGGGUGGUAAAGCCGAAAGUUUUGUUCGGGGGGCCCGUGCCAGGAUCGCCGGGCGCGAAGGGCAGUAAUGCUGCGACUGCAGCCCCUGGGGGUCCCAGCGAAGCGCAGGGAGCGACAUGGACGGGGGGCUUUUUUGACUACUUUGCACCUAGUGGCACCGAAGCACAGCAGCAGGAUGUGCCACCCGCGGCAAAUGGGGACUGCGAAGCGAACGCGGCCAGCGGCAGUGGCGGCUCCUCGUCGGAGACGCAUCGACCACCACAAGGCGGGCCAGACACGACAAAACCUCCGGAGCAUGGAGUUGCACCAGGUACGGCGAGUUCCGACAGCCCUGCGUCUAAAAGCGCCACUAUAUCAAAGGAGCGGGAGCGGGCGGUAGCAAAAGCGAUUUCGAGCGUUAAGGACAAAGUUCGGUUAGACCUGCAAUCCCUUUGGGGGGAGAUGGGCGAUAUUAUUUCAGAGCAAACAACCGGAGCGCCAAGUAUUCUUACGGCGAUGCUCGUCAGUGGGCGGUACAGUGCGUGGCAGCAUGGGUGGCGGUACUCAUUCAAACACAAAUGUCGUCAUAUUCUAAAUUUGAGUUCUCCGCGAAAACCGCAAGAGUUUUGCUUUCUCGCGGUUUUAGCGCAUCGGUUUUAGCGCUGUAAUGUUCAAGAUCUCUUUGAAUGCUGUGCUCUCUUCACCAAAGAUCAAAAAAGUUGUCAAUAAAUCGGAGAUCGCUAUUUACAUGAUGAGAAACACUCACCAAAGCAUAGUUCACUCUGACGCUCUGCGGCUGAGGAACCUCAAGUUUCACUUCACCAACUCUGACAACCAUCUUGUAUUCUACUAAAGAUCACAGAAUAUUAUCUAAAUCUUUAAUUUUCUAUGAUGAGAAACACUCACCAAAGCAUAGUUCACUCUGACGCUCUGCGGCUGAUGAACCACAAGUUUCACUUCACCAACUCUGACUAUAGUCGUGCAGUUCAACAAGAUGAAUUCUUUCAAGAUGUUAUUAGAUCUUCGUACUAUACGGUCGGCGGCUGGUGGCUUCCAGGGGCCCGUAUCAGACCUCCUCUAUCCCAAUAGUACUAGAGCGAAACUUUCGGGUCUGUGUGUCCGAGUGUGUCCUCACUUGUUUCCCAGUGUCGAUUAUGCUCUUAGCUUCCUCCGGGAGCGGAUCGCUUGAACAACGACUACUGUAGUAUAUGUAGUUCAGUUACCAGUUUUCCCCCUUGCCCUGAACCUGGGCGUUAGAAAGGUCGUGCUUAAUCCGCCCACCAUUGCCUUCUCUUCAAUUUAGGUCUGUGCAGCGAACAUACAACGCAUUAGUCGAAGACGCUAACCGGCAAGAAUGUUUGGACGCCUUGUUAUGCUCUAGCGAUUUGUCAGAGCGAUUUUCUA